ACAGAAAGCAAAACAUCAUUUGGAUUAACAGAAAAUUUGUAAAUUAUUUAAAUUAGCAGAAUUUUAUGAUAAAUUUGUCUAAGCAAUUAAGUUAAUAACAGAAGUUUAUUUUUACACAUUGUUACACAAUAGAAAUAAAAUAUGAAUGGAAUUUAAAAUUUAUAUCUUACGCAUAUAUUCAGUGCAUCUAUAGAUAAUAUAUGUAUGUAUUUACCGAUGUUUCUAUACAGUUCGUCGGCUAGCUGAACGAGAGAAAAUGCUAAGGUUAUUGCGGUGUACGUACUUGUAUUUAUAUUAUUAACAUUUAUAAAAUGGCAUUUAUAACGUAUGAACGUUUAUCUUCGAUAAUUUAGUUAAGGGUAUUGAAAAUAAUAUUUAAAAAAUGCUAGUAAAUCAACAAAAUGCGAUGUUUGUACGCAUCGGCUCAGCUCUGUUUUAUGGACUAUCGUCGUUUAUGAUAACGGUGGUGAACAAAAUGGUCCUUACUACUUUCGGCUUUCCAUCUUUUCAAGUUUUGGGAAUAGGACAAAUGUUAGCCACUAUUUUCGUUCUUUUCCUGGCGAAGAAGUUACGCUAUGUCGACUUCCCUAACCUCGAAGGCGCGACGUUCAUUAAGAUCUGGCCGUUGCCAAUGAUUUAUAUUGGUAAUAUGAUCUUCGGAUUGGGUGGCACAAAACAACUCAGUCUACCGAUGUUUACUGCUCUAAGACGAUUCAGUAUCCUCAUGACAAUGAUCGCGGAAUACUACAUUCUUGGGAUCAAGGCUCGCGCUUCCAUACAGCUUAGCGUCUACACGAUGGUGCUGGGUGCCUUAAUUGCUGCAUUAAACGAUCUUGCCUUUAAUCUUGAGGGUUACAUCUUUAUAUUGUUGAAUGAUAUUUUUACUGCCGCAAAUGGAGUGUAUAUGAAGAAAAAGCUGGAUUCCAAGGAACUGGGAAAAUAUGGAUUGAUGUAUUAUAAUUCACUCUUCAUGGUGAUACCAGCAAUCAUAAUGGCAUGGUGGACAGGAGAUAUUCAAAUGGUGUCUGACUUUCCUUAUUGGACAAAUAUUUUAUUCGUUCUACAAUUUGCUUUGUCCUGUGUGAUGGGCUUUAUAUUGUCUUACAGUGUCAUCCUUUGCACGCUAUAUAAUUCUGCACUGACUACAACGAUUAUAGGAUGUUUAAAAAAUAUUUGUGUAACUUAUCUUGUUUCAGAGAUUUCAGCAAUACGAAGAUUUUCUACGUACAAAGCCUUUGAAGAAGAUUAUGCUAAACAUCAUAUAUUUUUAUCUUCCUUUCAACGAGCGGCCCUCUCCGUAGGAUCAGCGAUUAUAUCACUGGCCGACCCGUCCCGUGCCGAUCUGAUAGCAUCUCUUGCAGAAACUACAUCUGGAAAUGCUCUUGUGUACUGUCUAAAUGAAAUGCAGAAAUCACCUGAAGGUCAGCGGAUUUUAAAAGAAAAACCACGUAUAAAUACUUCGACCAUAGAUUUAUCAUUAUUGAAAGAUUUACCGGAAGGCACACUUGGAAAAACGUAUAGCAAUUUUUUGGAAGUGAACAAUGUAACACCAGAUUCUAGGGCACCGACGAGAUUUAUUGAUGAUGUCGAACAAGCAUACGUUAUGCAACGAUAUCGCGAGAUACACGAUAUCUCUCAUGCAGUUUUGUUGAUGCCUACAACGAUGCUUGGAGAAGUCACAGUGAAAUGGGUAGAAGCACUUCAAACACAAUUUCCAAUGUGUAUCGGAGGAGCAAUAUUUGGAGCGGCCCGUUUACGAGCGAGACAAAGAAAAUUAUAUUUGGAUUAUUAUCUUCGGUGGGCAGUAAAUACUGGAAAUAAUGCUAAAUUUUUAUUAGGUGUUUACUUUGAAGAACGAUGGGAACAACCUCUCCGAGAUUUUCAUAAGGAGAUGAACAUCGUUCCUCUUAUCCCAAUGUCAUAAUGUGCGUUGUGAUAAUGUUAUUAUGUAAAUUUCCGUUACAGCGAUAGUUUGUUGAAUGAUACAGUUUUAUCCAGGUUGCUCUUAUAGAGAGCGAAGAGAUCCCUAAGAAUUCUUUCUGUAAAAAUACGCAUUAUUUACAUGAUAUAACAAUUUUUAUUGAUUAUAACACUGGAAAUAUUAAGAAUAUAAUUUUUAAUGGGA
This is a messenger RNA of Vespa velutina, 2125 nucleotides long. Its product is annotated as UDP-sugar transporter UST74c-like. Lineage: Eukaryota; Metazoa; Arthropoda; Insecta; Hymenoptera; Vespidae. Gene Ontology annotation, biological process: ubiquinone biosynthetic process. Bases 383 to 1924 code for a protein of 513 amino acids. Gene Ontology annotation, cellular component: mitochondrial inner membrane; mitochondrion. The transcript is spliced from 4 exons. The record is from RefSeq and is a predicted model, not a curated record.